Rubroshorea leprosula is the source of this 2257-nucleotide messenger RNA. Lineage: Eukaryota; Viridiplantae; Streptophyta; Magnoliopsida; Malvales; Dipterocarpaceae. The record is from the annotation of a GenBank genome assembly.
GUCGACAUUCUUCCGCCUCAUUGUUCCUCCUCUUUGAAUGAAGAGAGGGAGGGAUCUGCUCAAACGCAUCAACAAAACUUUCGCCACUCUCCAAAACCAUAUGCCCCAGGUUCCCUUUAUUUCAGUCUCUUGGCUUACCCAAAUAUUUCCAUGACUAUAUAUGCGUGCUUCUUGUUUUCCUUUGAUUCGUAGGUACCGAUGGAUGCAUCGGAGCGAUACUGUUAUAGCCCCAGAUUGCGCUGGAACCCUGAAGUAGAAGACUACUUCGUUAAAGCAUACGGGCCUCUACAUUUUGCUAAAAUCUCCGAGGCCUUAACGCGUCCGUCCUGCUACUCUUGUAUCCGAGUGAAUACGCUCAAGUGCACGAGUGAUUCUGUAAUGGAGAAGCUGCAGAAGAUAAUUAUAAAUUUGGGACCUGGAAAUGGUAUUGAAGGCGUAAAUUCAAGUGAAACUGAUGCCGGUGGUAGCUUGGAUGUGUCUGAGAAUCAAUCACGAGUAAAAAAUGGGCUCAUCUCAAAGUGUGACAUACCCGGGUUAGAUUAUGUUGUAUUUGUUAAGGGGUGUGGACCACAUGUGAUUGACUAUGGUUAUACGCCUGACAAGCCUCCUAAGGAGGUACUUGUCAGCAGGAAGUGUGCUGAAGCAGUUCUUCGAGGUGCUCAGGUAUAUGUUCCUGGUGUAAUGGCCUGUAGUGCCCAUGUGGAGGAAGGGGAUACAGUAGCUGUUUCAGUUGCCAUUGAGCAACCUCUUCCUGAUAGUGGAUGGGGUAUUGGAAUAACCCGUGGGACCAUUCUGCAGGGGCUGCAGAGAGAUCCUUAUCACUUCGAACGAAAUGGAUUGUAUAUUGGCCAAGGAAGAACGGUGUUUUCACGAGCCGGGAUCUUCCGUGCUUCCAAAGGAAUUGCAGUUAAUAUGACAGAUAGAGUAUUUAGCCUUCCUUCCUUUCACGAUGUGCUUGAGGGGGAAAUAUUUCUUCAAAACCUGCCAAGUAUUGCCACAGCACACGCUCUUGAUCCUCAAAAAGGUGAGCGGAUAUUGGACAUGUGUGCUGCUCCAGGUGGGAAGACAACUGGUAUUGCUAUCCUUAUGAAGGAUGAAGGAGAGGUUGUUGCGGUGGAUAGAUCUCAUAAUAAGGUGUUGGAUAUUCAAAAAUUGGCUGCUGAGCUGGGUUUGACUUGUAUAACCACAUAUAAAUUGGAUGCUCUCAAAGCUGUUUGUAAAAUAGAUGGAUUGAGUGAUAUGGCAACUUCCAAUUGCAGCAAGAAUAAUAUGGACAUGACCCUUAAGAAUUCCGACUUGCCAAGAUCUCAUGAGAAUAGAGUAUCAUCUGUUAUGGCUGAAGAAUUGAAUGCUAAUAUAACUGCUGGUGAGAAUGUUAGCAUCGAGAAAGCAAAUGAGAGAACUUAUGUUGGCAAAGCUGACAUAAGGAAGAAUGAGCGAAUAAUGCGGAAUGGUCCAGGAAGAAAUCAGUCCCAGGGAGGCAGGGUUGAGAAAUCAAAAGGUUUUCUUCCCAACAGCUUUGAUAGAAUCCUUCUUGAUGCUCCUUGUUCUGCUCUUGGUUUGAGACCUCGGUUGUUUGCUAGGGAGGAAACAAUAGAAUCAUUGAGAAACCAUGGGAAUUACCAGAGGAGAAUGUUUGACCAGGCUGUUCAGUUAGUUCGCCCUGGCGGAGUUAUUGUGUACUCAACAUGUACGAUUAACCCUGGGGAGAAUGAAGCAUUGGUUCGAUAUGCUUUGGAUACAUAUAGUUUCCUCUCUUUAGCACCACAGCAUCCAAGAAUUGGAGGACCUGGCCUUGUAGGUUGUUGUGAACUUCCUGAUGGAUAUGUUGAGGAAUGGUUAAGACCUGGAGAGGAGGAAUUGGUUCAGAGGUUUGACCCAUCUUCGUCGCUUGACACAAUUGGCUUUUUCAUAGCCAAGUUUAAUGUAGGCUCCAAAACGUGCCCGAUUCAAAAUCUCUAGGGCUGGGAGCUUUCUCAAGUUAGGAACUUUAUUUUAGUAAAAUGCAUUUUGCUAGGCAACAAUCAUCCAAAGCACAGCUAGAUACUUUGCUUGGUAGGCAUUUUGCAUUUAUAUGGUGAAGAUCUGGUUUGUCUUAACAGCUGCAGUUUUGUUGAGUAUUUGGCAAAUUUUGUUGUAGUUUUAAAAAUGAGCCAAAUAUUUACUACUCCCACUGGUCUUUUCAAGUUAUCCUGCUUAUGUAAUACCUUCCUUGAUUCUCCAUAGUUAUUAUUAGUAUUGUUAUUAUUAUUAUUAU